Fonsecaea erecta is the source of this 1131-nucleotide messenger RNA. RefSeq lists its product as hypothetical. The coding region runs from base 1 to 1131 and encodes 376 amino acids. Gene Ontology annotation, molecular function: dioxygenase activity. The record is from RefSeq and is a predicted model, not a curated record. Lineage: Eukaryota; Fungi; Ascomycota; Eurotiomycetes; Chaetothyriales; Herpotrichiellaceae. The transcript is spliced from 3 exons.
AUGUCCCAAGCUGAGCAGCCAGGGUUUGUGAAGCUCGAACUUCGUACGGCCUAUGGCCCGGUUUACCGCAAUGUAUCGACCGAGCCGCCACGAGAUGCCCGCCCGGACGAGAUUCCGCUGAUAGAUAUCAGCCCCCUAUACGGCGAUCUCGAGGCGCGAAAGACUCUGGCCAAGGACAUCAAACACGCGGCCGAAAAUACGGGGUUCUUCUAUGUUCGAAACCAUGGCAUCCCCGAAGCCACCAUUCAAGCAGCCUUGAACGCGUCACGGGUUUUCUUUGCACAGCCCGAGGACAGGAAGAUGCUGGUGUCCAAGUCCAAGGGGAAGUGGUACAAUGGCUAUUCAGCCAAGAACAGUGCUAUGGCCAGUCCCUCCGAAGGAUUGGACUACCGCGAGUCGUUCGCGUGGAGAUACGAGCCGCAAUACGAUCCAGAUCCCAAGGACCCCGACGCCGUGCCCCCGGAAGUCCAGCCGUACAUCCGCGGAGAGAACUAUGUCUGGGAAGGCACGGAACACCUGGCCGGGUUCAAAAGUGACUGUAUCGCCUACUGGCAGGGAUGUCUCACGCUGGCGCGUCGGCUCGUCAGGAUAUUCGCCCUCUGCCUAGAUCUGCCCGAGGACUACUUCGACGCCGUGACCACCUACCCCGGCAGCGACGGCGUGUUCAAUUACUACCCGGCCAUGUCGGCUGAAGACGCGGCGACGAGCCAGGACGUCGGUCUCGGGUCGCACACCGACCUCCAGUGUUUCACGCUGCUCUGGCAGGACAUGAACGGCGGCUUGCAGGUGCUCAACAGAGACGGCCAGUGGAUCAAGGCGACGCCGAUCCCGGGCACGUUCGUCGUCAACAUCGGCGACUACCUGAUGCGCCUAACCAACGACCGCAUGAAGUCUACCGUGCACAGAGUCUACAACCGGUCCACGGUCGACAGGUAUUCCAUGCCGUUCUUCUUCGGCUUCAAUUUCAACGAGAAGUGCGGCGUGCUGCCCAGCUGCGUGGACGAGACGCACCCGCCCAAAUACGAACCGAUCUCGUGCGGAGAUUGGUGUCAGUUGAGGUUCGAACAGACCGACAUGGAUAACAACAAGAACAAUGGCAGCAGCAGCAGCAGCAAGGUCGCCGUGUACUGA